Brienomyrus brachyistius is the source of this 5223-nucleotide messenger RNA. It is a transcript of the gene vwa5b2, whose product is annotated as von Willebrand factor A domain containing 5B2. NCBI's taxonomy places the organism in Eukaryota, Metazoa, Chordata, Actinopteri, Osteoglossiformes, Mormyridae. The transcript is spliced from 23 exons. The coding region runs from base 1103 to 5068 and encodes 1321 amino acids. The record is from RefSeq and is a predicted model, not a curated record.
UCUUAACUAACUUACUUGCAGUGAGAUUUAAAAAUGCUAUCCUUCAUGUCCAUAUUUACAUGAAACGAAUGUAUGAAACUCAAUUCCAAUUAGGGAUGUAAGACGUGCAGCUGUGACCGACGCACGAAAGUUACGCUACUACACCAAACGGUCUGUUUCCAACCAGCUAAGUGCUUCCAAAUUAUGCAACUUUAGAUCAUUUCUCGAUUUUAAUUAAGUCCCUAAUCUCGAUUUUAAUGCUUAACAAAAGCUAGAUUUGCAGGAUGUUUUGAGUGUACUCUUUCACAGCAGGCCUAGAUCAAACACCAUUGUAAUGGCGUGAUUUUCAUUAGCGAUGAGUUACGAUCCGUAGUGCAGUUUUCUCGUUUGCCGUUCUCCCCAAACUUAAUUUUUGCAACAAAAUCAUCAAGUCAUUAUAAUAAAUUUUUUGCGUCAAGUUCUGAUUUUACAGGAGAAUAGCCGCGCUUUAAAUCAGUUUGCAAACACUCCUCUUUGUUAUGCUAUGGAUUCAUACUGCGAAUAUUAAUUGCAUGCAUAUUGCAUAUACAUGCAAUGUAACUGAAAUUGCUGUUUUAGGAUCGGCAGUGUAGCGUAAAAAAAAGUUUGGGUACCAUUCGGUCUCAGAUGUCUUGCUUUUUAUAACAAACCAGAAUACAUCGUAAUAUGUUUUCUUAUAUUGCCGGCAUUUCUAAUAAUAUGAAUAAAGACGCUGAACAGUCACUGCGGAGCUGAAUGGGGCGUGACUCCGUGGUUACCCAUGUCUUGAGGGUCUGCCGAAGCAGACGCGUCUCGAUCUGUCGCCAGUGUGCGCCCCGCCUGCGUCCCUGGAGAGCUCGCAGAACGCGGAGCCGAGGUGCCUGUCCCCCAGCGUCCAUCGCCCGUACCCGGCAGAAGUGGACAGGGAUGAGGGGAAAGAAAGAGCCCGAACGCUGAAAAACAACGUUUAUUCCCCACGGCGCAAGAUACAAUACACUUACAUUCCCCCUCCAACACCUCGCCAUGGACCCAAUUCAAGGCUUCGCACGCAGGCGGGGAGGAAUCGCUGACCUCCUCACUUGCUACUGACUUUCCACUCUCUCUCGCACCGCCCACCGAAACCACAAUGCCGGGCCUCCGGAACUGUUCCACCUGGGAGCCACUGCUGCUCAAGGCGUCCUGCAUCAAGUCAUGUGCCAUCGGCUGCUCACUGGGCAUCACCACCCGGCUCACCUACGCCAACACGGAGAUGGAAUCGGUGGAAGGUGUGUUUGUGUACCCCCUGGGGGAGAAGGAGGUGGUGGUGGGGUUCGAGGCAGCCGUGGCCAGUCGUGCAGUGGGUGUGCAGAUCCAGAGCCGCACCAAGCUGGAAGAGUGCUGCCUGGACUGCUGUCCCAGCAGCCAUCUGGAUGCACAGUCUGGGAGCGGCAAGGACUGUGGGUGCUGCGGCACCUUUGGUCGGGACAUGCAGUGCACCAAUGGGCAUCUCGUCCUGGACGAGGAUCUGGAGAGGACCACAUUCAUUGUCAGUACCGGAGUCAUCGGCCCGCUGGACCUGGUGACAGUCAUCUUAAGUACAACCAUGGAGCUGCCCACACUCGAGAGUGGUGCAAUUCACAUGGUGUAUCCUUUGGUGCUGAGCCCUGUUGUCAGAGGAAAAAGGGUUCCAAACAUGAGUGAGCACAGCGAGCGGUGGGAUGAACAUGGACCUACCAGCUGCUUUGGGGGUGCCUCAGGGAAACAGGACCGCCCCCCAGGCUCUCAUCAGCGGUGUGCCCAUGCCAUCUUCACUAGCACCGCCACCAACUACCUGCCCUACGAGUUCAGUUUCCAGCUGCUUGUGCGGGGGGCUUGCCUCCUCGCAGGCCUGGAGAGCCCCACCCACGCCCUGCGGGCCGACGCAGACCCCAGUGCCCAGUCGGCCUCUGCUACCUACAUCACCCUGGCAGAGGAGCACCCCUACGACCGGCAUGUGGAGAUCAUACUGCACUUGAGCGAACCACACUGUCCCCAGGUCAUCUUGGAGAGGGGCCGUCUCACCUUCCAGGAGUAUGAACAGCAGAUCUGCACCCGUCGUGAUUUCAUUCGAAAUGCCAGGAGGGAGGCGGAGCCUGAAAAGAAGCUGGAGUUUGUGAGGAAGAGAUUCCACAAGGACAUCUUGUCCAACCCAGUUCUGAUGCUUAACUUCUGCCCCGACCUGCUGAACGAGCCAAUGGAGCUGCACCGGGCCACCCGUGAGAUAUUCUUCCUUCUGGACCGCAACAGUAGCAUGAGUGGACCGAACAUGGAACGGCUCAAGGAAGGUAUGGUGGUAGCCAUAAAGAGCUUGCCACCAGGCACGUUGUUGAACGUAGUAGGAUUCGGCUCCUCGAUCAAGACCCUGUUCCUCACCAGCAAGCUGUGCACCAAUGAGACAGUGACAGCAGCUUACGAAUAUACCCAGAAGAUGAAUGCUGACCUAGGGGGCACCAAUCUGGUGGGGGCACUGUCCUGGGUGUACCAGCAGCCGGGACGCCGUGGCUAUCCUCGGCAAGUGUUUCUCAUCACAGACGGCAUGGUCAGAAACGUGGGACGCGUGCUGGAGCUGGUGCGGAGGAACGCUGGCUCAGCCAGGUGCUUUGGCCUUGGACUGGGGCCCUCGGCUUGCCGGCGGCUGUUGCAGGGGGUUGCCAAGGUUACAGGUGGAAAUGCCGAGUUCCUUGGCACGGAAGAGAGGAUGCAGCCUAAGUUGAUUAGACUGCUGAAGAAAGCUUUUGAGCCCGCGGUCACUGAUGUCCAUAUCGACUGGUACGUGCCCGACAACAUGGAGGCUCUUCUCUCGCCCAGUGAAAUUCCUCCACUCUACCCAGGGAACUGCCUGAUGGGAUACUGUACCCUCUACGACAUGUCUGGCUUCCAAACCAAGAAGAACGAUGUGAGUGGUCGUGUCUCCAAGGGCCAAUCACGUGGCUCCAUGUCAGGGCACUCACAGGAUGAACUGUGCCCCCCCCAUUCCAUGGAGCUGUUCGAGCUACAGGCCGCAUCCUCGGAGCAUGGAGACAUUGAAGAGGCUCUCCGAGAGAUCUCCCGGGAGAUCUCAUCCGAGUUCUCCUGUGCCCGGCCCCUGGAUGCCACUGCUGGGAAUGGUAUGGAGUCCGAUUCGUCCAACGAUGUGCGCAGACGGAUCGCGCGGUCCUCAUAUGUGCAGGACCAGUACACGCUGACCCACUGCUCCGUCAGCAGCGACCGGGGCCCUCUCCACAGCUCCUCCCCCUCAGACUCUACAGUACCCCAUCAUGACACCGGCUCUCUACCUCACGGCCUAGAGAGGAUGCCCCCCCUAGAGCCCAGGGCCCUGUCUCGCUGGGAGUCACCAUGGAUUCACGCCAGCUCCUCGGAUGGCACGGGUGCUGGGACCGGAAUGGAGGAGUGCCAGCGUAGACGGAUGGCGCUGGCCCGGUCUGCUUUGUCGGGUCGCAGCUUCUCUUCUCCUCAGGGCGAACUGGACCUCUACCGCCUGCGGCGCGCUCUCGAGAAGGUCUCCUUUCACCAGACCCUGGGCGGCCGGCUGGAUGAGGGGAAUGGCAGGGUGCUGCCCCACCAGCGGGAGGCUCUGUCCCAUAGGAGCCUCACUGAUUCCAACAGCCUGGUGUUCCCUGCCUCCCCCAUGGACUGGGACAACUUCACGGACCCCGAGUGCCUGUUUGCCGCCGCUUCACCUGAGGAACCUGUAGAGCCCCCCACCCAGUGUCGCUCUGUCAUCCAUGGUCUCCUGGGGGACAAGCCCGUAUCCUGGGAGGUUGUUGUUGAUCUCUCCCCCCUGUGGAGGCCUAAGGACGCGGGUCCAAUGGCUGGUGACUGGAAGGAAAUCAUGCAUCAGCUGACUGCACGGUCGGUCAUCAGGGACUUUGAGAACAUGGCGGAGAGGGAGCCUGAGGAGGAGCAUGGUCCAGCAAAGAGGUACCGCAUGAAAGCCAUCCAGACGAGCAAGGCCUGCAACACCACCUGCAUGUACACAAGCUUUGUUGCUGUUGACACCAAUACCAAGGAGGGCCCCGUCGGCACUGUAGAAGUGCGCAACAGGGGGUCACGGUCUACCACGCGGCAGAGACCCAGGGCUUACUCCAUGGGCCUGGACCACAGACCCUCUACCAGGGACUCUGAAGAGUUCGAGGACACCUCUAUGUGCACAGACAGGGACGACACACCUGCCUCCCCCUGCAGCCUGACAUCCUGGGACAGCAGUACCGGGGGCACCUGGAACCCCGCCAGCCCCUCGGCUGUGUCCACACGCUCCCAGCGCUCGAUGGAGAGCUGGUCCGUUGAGAGCUUCUUCGGGUCCAGGUUCACCUUGGGUCGGCUCCGGACGACCGAAUCGAUGAGCAAACAGAUGCAGAGCAAGCCCCACUGCCUGUCUGCGGGAACGGAGAACCAGCCGGAUUCGGACAACAGGGAUUACAUGUCGCUGAUUUGGCUGCAGCUAGCUUCCGGGGCCUUCCUACUGACGGAGCAGUACUCCGAGCGUGUCCAGAUCCCCCUGGAUCGCUUGAAGAGAGCCUCGCCUUACACCUGCCACCGAAGCAGCCUGAGACCCCUGUCCCGCUGCUCAUUCCCCACCACCAGCUCCAAGCCCCUCCGGGGCCUCAGCCAUGCAGUCAGUGCCGACGCAAGCAUUCCAGCUCCGCGACCGAGGGCCAGGCGCUACCGCAGCAGUGAGCCCACAACCCUGACCCUGGAAGAGGCUUCCCCAGACCCAUUUGGAGGUGUGAUGCAGGCAGACAGUGGAAGGGGCUCGGAGACGGAUGUAUGUGAGGGGUUGUCGCUGGAGCCCCCGGACCAGUCUGACGACCAGCUGGCCCAGCAGGACCUAGAGGGCUCAAGCUGGGCCACAGCUGUGGCCCUGGCCUGGCUGGAGCACCGCUGCGCCGGCUUCUUUGUGGAGUGGGAACUGGUGGCCGCAAAAGCAGACUUCUGGCUGAGGAGUCAGCGGCUGCCCGAGGGUGUGGACCUGGCUGGCCUGAAGGGGGCAGCGCGCCAGCUCUUCCUGCUUAUCCGCCACUGGGACGAGAAUAUAAAACUGAACAUGCUGUGCUACAACCCCAACAACAUGUGAAAAACCACAUGUAAAGCCUGUGAGAUUCGUUUUCAAAUUCACCCCCAGCGAAUGACAAUUUAAAAAAUUAAAUUCCUUAUUUUUCAAGCAGGUUAAAACCUGUAAAACCUAGUUUUAUCCAGUUGGUAAUAUGCAAUCUCAGGUCAUUCAACUGA